GUCUGCUUUUCCUUUUCCGGUUAAACAUGAGCGACAGAAAGCAGGGAUUCAGGGUUUAAAACCUCCUUUUGCUUAUUUUGACAAGCUUUACUUUGGUAUUUGGGUGUCAAAAGAAUAUGUCAGCUUUUGUUACCAUGGAGUAAAGCAAAGAGCCUGAGACAUGUCUACCAUGACAACCAUGGAUGCCCGGCCAAAGAUGCAUAACAUCAGGGACCGUCCUGCUUAUAAACAUCCUCAGCAUACACAGAAGGCAUUUGAUGUUCUUAACCACAUGAGAAGGCAGAAUCUCCUGUGUGAUGUAACAAUAGUGGUUGACACCACAGAAAUCCCUGCCCACAAAGUAGUGCUGUCCUCCUGCAGUCAAUAUUUCUAUGCCAUGUUUACCGGAGAUCUGGCAGAAGCAAAAUCAGAUAGAAUUACACUGCAAGAAAUUGACCCCAAGGCACUCAUUCAGCUGAUCGACUUUGUCUACACCUCAGAAAUCCAUGUUACAGAAGAAAAUGUGCAGACCCUACUGCCUGUUGCUAACAUCCUCCAGAUAACGGAAGUUAGAGAUGCAUGCUGCGAUUUUCUUCAGUCCCAACUCCAUCCAUCUAAUUGCAUUGGAAUCCGAGCGUUUGCUGACUUGCAUGCAUGUACAGAUCUUCAGAACUAUGCCCAGACUUACACAGAACAACACUUUGUGGAUGUGGUACAUUUUGAUGAAUUCCUUUCUCUUAAUGUGGAUCAAAUUUGUAAGCUCAUUUCCAGUGACAGGUUGACUGUGGUCACAGAGGAACAGGUCUAUGAGGCUGUACUAUCUUGGGUACAACAUGAUUUGACCAACCGACAACAAGAAAUUGCACAGUUAUUAGAACAUGUCAGACUGCCAUUAAUAGCUCAGGAGUAUCUGGUCCAGAAGGUAGAAGAAGAACCUCUUGUCAAGACCAGCAGCAGAUGUAAGGAUUUCUUAAUAGAGGCCCUGAAAUAUCAUCUCCUGAAGAUGGACCAGAAAGCUGUCUACAAAACUCCCAGAACACUGCCAAGGACACCACUAGGACUUCCCAAGGUUUUGUUAGUAAUUGGAGGACAGGCUCCAAAAGCCAUCAGAAGUGUAGAAAGUUACGACUUCAAGGAAGAAAAAUGGCACCAGCUAGCUGAAAUGCCAUCUAGGAGAUGUCGAUGUGGUGUGGCUGUAAUAAAUGGACUGGUAUAUGCAGUUGGAGGAUUUAAUGGAUCUCUAAGGGUCAGGACAGUAGAUGUUUAUGACUCGGUCAAGGACAUGUGGACAUCCUGUCCCAGUAUGGAGGCCAGGAGGAGCACACUGGGAGUGGCUGUGUUGCACGGGAACAUUUAUGCUGUUGGAGGAUUUGAUGGGUCUUCAGGAUUAGACACAGCGGAGUGCUAUGAUGUGCGCUGUGGAGAAUGGAGGAUAAUAUCUCCCAUGAGCACCAGAAGAAGUAGUGUGGGAGUCGGUGUUGUUAAUGGUCUGCUGUUUGCAGUAGGAGGGUAUGAUGGAGCCUCCAGACAGUGUCUGAGUUCUGUAGAGUGUUAUAAUCCAAUGACAGACAUGUGGACACCUGUGGCAGAAAUGUCAUGUCGGAGAAGUGGAGCAGGUGUUGGGGUUGUAGAUGGGCUGCUAUAUGCUGUAGGUGGCCAUGAUGGCCCUCUGGUGAGAAAAAGCGUUGAGGUAUACAAUCCUGAGACGGACAGCUGGUCACAAGUUGGUGACAUGCAUCUGUGUCGCAGAAAUGCAGGUGUUGUUGCAAAUGGUGGUUUCUUGUAUGUGGUUGGAGGGGAUGAUGGAUCUUCAAACCUGGGCUCUGUCGAGUGUUUCGAUUAUAAAUCCAACCAAUGGACACUGUUAUCUGCCAAUAUGGUGACUGGACGUAGCUAUGCAGGGGUCACAGUCAUAGACAAACCAGUUAUAGAACUCUAGCAGGAAACGAGAGAAAAUAGUGUUUUUUUACUUUCGUUUUUAGGGGCAUUUGUAUCUUCUGUUGAGUAAAACUCAAGGAUCAGACCCCUUUUGGUUCUAUGUGUAGUUCUGACAUGCAUUUUGGAAGAAUUAUGUAUCUGUGAUAGCAAUUUAAAGAAAUUGAUGUGCAAUAUUUAAUGGCAUGACAUUUAUUAUGUUUGUGUUGUGAUGUGUAUGGCCUCUGAGGCACAUGUAUUUCAGUAUUGUUUAAAGGUUCUCAUUGAAUUUAAUGUGUAAAUUUUUUGUGUGGUGAGUCUGGUUAUGACUGUACAUGUAUUUUAUUAUUGAUGAAAUCAAGUAAGUGGUACCACAUGAAAUUGAUUGGCAGAUUUGUAGUACUAUGGGUACUUAACAGACAGUUGAAUUAAUACUUGUAAUAUACAAUUAGACAAUAGAUUAUAACAAUUAUUUUCAAUAGUGAUAAAUCUAAUUAUGUGUGGGGUUUUUCUGAAUCUACUCAUUCUUCCUAAUUUUUUUUUUAUUAAGUAUCAAAGUAUUUCAGGCAAGUGACAAAUUUUCAGUCUAAAUUUUCCUUGAUCAAGACUUACACCAUUCCUUUGUUUUGACAGAAUGCUGUAGUUUCAUAGAAUUUCAGGUUAAUUUUGAUAGAUUUUAUGUAGUUAAUAGUUGUUUUAGGGUAUGUGUCACCUUUAAUCAGCUCAUCUGAGGACUGAGUGAGCUUUUCUGAUAAAAAAAAUUGACUGUUGUCCAUUGUUGUUGUAGUAGUUAAUUUUUAAACAUCUCCAGAACCACUGAGCAAAUUUCAACCAUGCUUAUAAGAAAUCCUUGGGUUAAAAGGAUUCAAGUUUUUCAAGUGAAGUUUCAUGUCCAAGGGAGAUUAUUAAGAGAUAGUCAAAAUAAGAUUAGAUGUACUGGAAAAGCUGUGACUUUUAUGGAAAUGUACUUAUAUAAUGAAGAUUCAAGUUUGUUCAAUCUAUGAGUACCAAGUCCAGGUUGGGGCCAAAAUAGAGUUUUAAAGUUUUACUUGGGUAUUUAUAAGAAAAUUCUUUAAGAAUUUUCAAAGAAAAACAAAGGUACAAAUUCUCAAAGCAAGGGGUACUGAGGACCUAUUCUAACCCGGAUCCCCGCAGGAUGUUAGUGUUAUGGAUAUUUCUGUAUAACAAAUUAAGGUAUUCCCAGUUCUUUGCAGUGUAGAUUCAAUUUUCUAGUUCACAGUUGGAGUUUAAAAAUUUCACUGAUAAUAAAGUAAACAGUUGUUAAAGUGAAUUAGGAUUCCCUGGUAUAGAGUUAGCAUAAAGUAGAAAUCUUAAGAUUGCUGUGAGAAUUUUUUCAACUGCAAUAUUGUAAAUCUAGAAAUUAUUGCGGACAUUUAUUUUCGCAAAAAUUGGGUCAGAUUGUUAAAAAUUCAUUUUUGUACACUUAAAUUUUGUAACUUAGUUUUGUCACUAAAAGCAGCAUACAAGAUUUUCGUUUUAUGAAAAAUAGUUUUGCAAAUUUCAUAGACUCACAAAAUUGUUAAAAAUUUAUUUACAACAAAAAUAGCUGGAUUUAUGGUAUGAUAAACAGGUUGUGGAAAUAAUAUGCAAGUAGCCUGAGACAUGUAGCAUAUAUAGUGGUGUAAUAGCAGGACUAACAGUUCAUUUUUAAUCACUAUUACCAGUAUGAGCAAAAAUGACUCAGGUGAGCAUUGUGGUUCUAAGGUCACUCCUUUUGUUUUUCUUGUUUAUAAGGGGCGAGAUCAAAAGAAGUUCCAUGUCUAACAAAAAACUAAAUUUGCAUAGUUUUCACCAUAACCCCCCCCCCCCCCCCCCCCCCCCCCAAAUCUAAAUUAGUUUUCACCAUAGCACCUUGGUAUAUAGAUCUAAAUGGAUAGAGCAGGUAGUCUUUUACCAAAAUUGUAAAUUUGAUUUUCUCCAGAGUAAGGGUUCUGACCCCAGGGUGGGGCCAAACUUAGUGUAUAGUAUGUAUGUGUAAGUUUGCUGAUACUGUAUAAAAUCUUAAUGCAUACUUAGAGAUAGCAGAAAAGGAUGUACAAAAAAUGGUGAAUUUCAUAACCCAGGGUUAUGACUGUAGGAUGAGUCCAAAUUAGUCAUAUGUUUUGAUGUUUUAAUGUUAAUACAUCUAUUAUUUAAAGCCUUUCAUCAGUGUAUGCACUUUUGAGGGCAGUGAAGUUUUAAGAACACAUCUUGUUUAUACUGUUGCUGAACAUUAGAAUUUAGCUUAGAUAUUCAGAACAGGAAAUUUUUUCUAGAUUUUAUUGCCCAUGGAAGUAGUGAUACUUUUUCACUAGUAUUCAGGUGACCGAUAACGCCUGUGGGCCUCUUGUUUAAAUGGUCACUUGUCUUUUUGAAUUUAGAUUUUUAUCCGACAUCAAUCUUUUGAUCUCGCCACUAACAGAAAUAAACAAAAAAACCAACAUUUUUUUACAUCAUUGAAUAUUGUCAUUUCCAUACCAGUAAUGGUAUAAAAGGGAUCCAAAAUUAGAGUGCAUCUAUAUGUAAUUUUAUGCUUUUAAUUCCAGCAAUUCAAGACUUGGAUGUAGUAUGGAAUAUUAUGAUUUUAGACUUAAUGUGCGGGACCAAUUUACUGGUACCAAUAAGAGAUGUACAUCAACACGAUUGUCAUAAUGAAAGAUUCUUACAAUAUCAAACGCCCCAUUUAAGUUCCUGAUUAAAACAGAUUUUGAAAUUACUGAUAAAGAUUAAAUAAUGUAAUAAAAAAUACUCAUUAAUUUAAAGGGAAAGGCAACCCAAAAGAUUUUUACAUGAUAAAUGAUAGGAUUAAUCAUAUGAUAAAGAUUUGUCAUACAAUUCUGUUGAUAUAUGGCCUUGAUAAGCUUCAGUACUAAUUUGAAAACGUCAAAAAUUGAAAUUCCCGCGAUCUAUAGAGGCUGCCAUGUUGUGUAACUCUUUUGUAUUCAAGACCACAAAAAUCAUUAAUUUUGACGUCACACCGUCUAUUCCGGUUUUGAUGAGAUUCUAAGAUCAUCCACAUGUGCUUGGGUUCAGGACCCCAUCCGAAUAAGCUACAUGAGUUGAUUUAAUUAUUUUUCUUAAAAAUAUUUCUAGUUUAUGUCAACUACAUCUUGCAUACCCUUAAAGUCCAAAAUAAUUCAAAAUAAGCCCUUUAAGAAAAUACCCUCACUGGUUAUUAUAACAUCAAAGAUGUGCAUGUGGUAGAUCUUACGAAUAAAUAGGUUGAUGCCUUCCUGGCAAGCAGUUAAUUACAUUAAUGCAAAGGGGAGAUGUGAAAAAAGGUUGUUUUUCCCCCCGAAAUUCCCAACCCAACCAAGUCAUUUGAAAAGAAAAGACUACGUAAACUAUGGAUCCAUCAUUUGCGUAAUUACAAGUUGAGAUUUAAGCCAUUUGUAUGAAGAACGUUUACCGUCUCCCUUGUCUGCGACUCGACUGAACGUCUUCUUUUCUCAAUUUCCUUUUGCGAAAGAACGGGCUCAAAUCUAUAUGGCUCCAAACUUAACUGUUCGUGACUUGUCAUGUUUACAGUGCUGCUGAUAAAAUAAACCGGGACCGAUGGUGUGACGUCAUAAAUUAAACUUCAAUGGCCACUCUCUUAGCGGCGGGUAAUUUAAAAUACAUGAUCGAUUAAUAUUGAUUUAAUUGUUAAGCAAGGAUUUUUGUUGUUAAAGACUGUCAAAUACGACAUCAGUAAUACUUUAUUCAUAAAAGCAAAUAUGUGGUUAGGGUUGCCUUUCUCUUUAAAUUCUUUGGAAAUAGGGGAGUGUUUAUUUGAAAUAGUUUACUGAUGUAUUAAUACCAUUUUCAGGGUUAUUAGACUUGUGAUACAUGUAGUAUAUUGGAGGGAUCAAACAAAGUGUCAAUAUCUUUUUGUUUCACUUUCAAUUUAUCCAUCAUGUGACUCACAUUGUUCAAUUUUUAUGUCAAACACAUGGGAUCACUCUAUAUUGAGAGGGUGGGGUCAGGGAUCACACUUUCACACAGACCGUCGAAACCUUGUCCUUCUCAUCUCACCACAUCAUGGAGAAAUUUUUAUGGAAUUAUUCAUCAUGUUAAAAUGCAAUCCCAAUUGAGUUCAAGGUCACAUCGAAUUUCAAGUUUACAUCAGAAUUUUAUGUACGUCAUAAAAUUCAGUAUUUAUGUUUCAAAAAUUGAAAAGGAAAUGUAUACUGUUCUUUUUAUUUCUGAAUGACUGGUUAAGGAAAUCCAUUUAUUGUACACUUUUGAAAUAUAGUUACAGGUAUAUACGUGUAGCUAUAUUAUCAAUUAUCUUUCUGAUUCACCUAUAUGUUAAGAAAGUCAAACACAAUACCGGUAUGUCUCUGUCAAACUUGAAAAAUAUGUAUACAUAUAUGUGUACUUCAAUAUCAACAUUUUAUGACUGGAAAUAAAAUAUAUUGUUGCAG
Molecule: messenger RNA, 6299 nt
Organism: Ostrea edulis (European flat oyster)
Lineage: Eukaryota; Metazoa; Mollusca; Bivalvia; Ostreida; Ostreidae
Product: kelch-like protein 2
Exons: 12
Coding region: 161-1918 (585 amino acids)
Molecular function (GO): protein binding
Source: RefSeq, a predicted model, not a curated record